GUGCGGGCAGCACUAGAACCUUAAACCCAGUAUGGUGCGAAAUGAUCUAUCAACAGCUGAGAGAGAAAAAUCUUCACUGGGCGUGCGGCAUCUACAAAGUAUGCUGAUUUUCUUUGGGUUGUGUACGGUUUUUAUGAUGCGCGCCAAUCUCUCCGUUGCAAUUGUGGCUAUGAUGGAUCGCAAUUCAACAAAUCCAGAUUUUCCGGAGUAUGCCUGGUCGGAGCAAACGAAGUCAUUGCUGCUCAGUAGUUUCUUCUGGGGUUACUGCCUAACGCAAAUACCUGGCGGUCAGCUAUCGCAACGGUUUGGCGGCAAGGUGAUGCUGCUCUUUAGCAUUGGCAUGUCGGGCUUUCUCGCUCUAUUUACCCCGAUCAGCGCGCGUUUGGGCGAUUGGCAACUGAUAUGUGCUCUACGCUUUCUACAGGGUUUCUGUCAAGGCGUCAUUUAUCCCUCCACACAUACGCUGCUGGCCAAAUGGGCGCCACCAGCCGAACGUGGUGUACUCGCUACGCUAUGCUUUUCCGGCUCACAAUUCGGCACGAUUAUUAUGCUAGCCAUCAGCGGCACAUUAGCUGCCUCGGCUUAUGGCUGGCCGAGCAUCUUCUAUAUGUCCGGUUGUUGCGGUGUGCUCUGGGCUUUUGUUUGGCUCAUGUGGGGCGCUGAUUCGCCACGAGCAUCCAAAUUGAUUAGUUCAAUCGAAAGGGACUACAUUGAAUCCGCUUUGGCGGCACUUUCAAAGCGUGAGAGUGAUGCGAUGGCAUCGAAAUCGCCAACGCCUUGGCUGCGCAUUCUCACAUCGGUGCCAUUCUGGGUGCUGCUCAUCGCAUGCUGCGCCUACAAUUGGGGCUAUUGGACGCUGAUGACACAAAUACCUUCGUAUAUGAAGAGCGUACUAGGCAAGGAUAUCAAAAGCAAUGCAUUGCUGUCGGCGUUACCUUACACCGCAAAUUUGCUGCUCGGCUUGGGAUUUUGUGCUUUGGCGCAAGUGCUGGUGUCGAAACAGGUGCUCAGCACCAACGCUAGUCGCAAAAUAUUCAACACGAUCGGUAUGUGGCUACCUAUGGUGGCGGCUGUUGCAUUGGGUUUCGUUGACGCCGAUCAAGCGAAUUUGGCCGUAGUUCUACUGACAAUAGCUGUUGGCGCAAAUUCGGCNNNNUUUUUGGGUUCAUUUGUAAAUCACAUUGAUUUGUCGCCGAAUUUCGCCGGCACUUUGAUGGGCAUAACGAAUUGUGCAGCUAAUGUUAUGAGCGUAAUAGCACCACUUGUUGUUGGUAUUGUUGUUACGGAUGCGACAAACUCAACUCAGUGGCGCUUAGUGUUUAUUAUUAUGGCGCUGUAUUAUUUUGUAGGUAAUUUGCUCUUCAUAACGCUUGGUAGCACGAAAUUGCAAUCAUGGGACCAACCGGUGAAGCGGCGUGUGACGCGUGACCAUAUCAAAUUUCAAGUUGUAGUAAGCGAAAAAGAUCAUAUCUAAUCUGUGCGUGUUUACUUAUGACUUUUGGCAGAACACAAGCGGCACU
Rhagoletis pomonella (apple maggot) is the source of this 1520-nucleotide messenger RNA. RefSeq names its product putative inorganic phosphate cotransporter. Lineage: Eukaryota; Metazoa; Arthropoda; Insecta; Diptera; Tephritidae. Gene Ontology annotation, biological process: transmembrane transport; monoatomic anion transport. Bases 32 to 1474 code for a protein of 480 amino acids. The transcript has 5 exons. Gene Ontology annotation, molecular function: transmembrane transporter activity. The record is from RefSeq and is a predicted model, not a curated record. Gene Ontology annotation, cellular component: plasma membrane.